Tetrahymena thermophila SB210 is the source of this 1554-nucleotide messenger RNA. RefSeq lists its product as hypothetical. The record is from RefSeq and is a predicted model, not a curated record. The transcript has 10 exons. Lineage: Eukaryota; Ciliophora; Oligohymenophorea; Hymenostomatida; Tetrahymenidae.
AUGUCACGAAACAGAAGAUCAUUUAGUUAAUAAAAUUAUCAAAAGGAUACAAGUUUAAUCGAAACUAGCGUCAACUUAACAUAAAAAGAUAUAGAUUAGUAUACUCGUAAGCUUGAGUUCGAAAGAAAGAGGGCAUAUGGAACUCAGUAAGCACUUGAUGAGCUUAAAAAAGACAUUGAAAAUAGAAAAACAAGAAUUAGAUAGUUGAAAUUGAUAACUGAAAAAUCAGUAAAUAGAAAGACUUCUGCAGCGUUAUCAAACCUACGUAAAUCUUGUGAAAAUCAUAAAAAGCAAUAUAACACACUUCUUGAUGAAAUUAACCUGGUAAAAAUGUAGAUAAAUAAAUUAAGGAGAGAAAGAGCAUCAUUUUUAGAAGAAUAUGUGCAAGCUGAACAAGAAUUAGAAAAUUACUCAAAAGAAGUCGAAACUUUAAAUAAAAUAAACGAGGCAAGAAGAGAAGAAGAUGUUGAUAGAUAGAUUAAAUUGCUAGAAUUAAAAGAGGCAAAGAAUUAAGAACUUAGUAACUAUGAAUCUCAAUUCAAUACUAUGAAAGAAACAUUUUUAAAGAAAAAACUGGUACUAGAUAAAGAAUAAACCCAUAAUAAAUUAUUUAAAGAAGAUGAUAAUAUGUACGAAAACCAUGACACACUUUCAGUGCUAAAGAACAGAUUGAAAAAAAUAAUAUUUAGAAAUAAAAAUAAAGUAAGAAUCCUAGAUGAUUAUAUGAGAAAUCUAACUAUUAUAGAUGAUGGUUUUAAUUAAAUUAAAGAACAAACUGGUAUGACAGAUAUUGUAGAAAUAUAAAACACAUUCAUAAAGUCUGAAGAAUAAAAUCACCAACUAUUAACUUAUAGUGAUCUCUUAAACUAAUAAAUUGAUAACUUAGAAGAUGUAACUAAGGAUAUUGAAAGGAAAAUUUCAGAUUAAGAAAAAGAAAAUUCUAUUAGAUAAUAAAUAUUAAAUGGUGUUCCAGAUGAAGAUAAAUUAAAAGCUAAAAUUUCUGCUAUUUUAUAAACCAAAUAGAUUCCUAUCACCUAGUUUUAGUAACUGCUUGAUGAGGUUUUCCCUUACUUGGAAUAAAUGCUAUUAGGGUUAGCAGAAAGUAAAUUUAAUACUUAAUUCCCAUAUAAGCUAUUUGAGUAUUAAAAUGGUAUUUUGCUUAACGAAGGCACAGUUGAUUUAUACUUAUCUGAUUUAGAAACAUAUAUCAUGGAACUGCUUAAAUAUAUUGCCAAGAAAAAUGGAUUAAGUAAUGCAUACACUAGUGCUUUAUUAAUUGAAGGUAUCCCUGAGAAAGACUUUAGUGCUAAAAAAUAGGUCGAAUAGCAACCAAACAUCCCUAUAACCAAUAAUUAAGAGACAGAUGAAAACAAUCCCUCAUUUUUAAAUGAUAACUAGCUCUAUAACUAUUAGUCUUUUAAAGAUCAUGCAAUCAAUAUACUUGAUAAAAAGAAAUAAUAUUAAAGUGUACCAAAUAAUGUUGAUUCAAGUCCACAAUAAAAAAAUUUGGAUUCUGGACCUAAUAAAGUAUUAAGAGGAAAUUAUAUGAAAUGA